CUGUUUGAGCACAACAGAGUGAACGCAAGACAGCACUGAAUCUUCUCGCCUGACUGACUUCGAGAAAAGCUUUCUGACGAGAAUGGAAGAGGUGAUUGGAGACAGGAUGGUUGAGGACGAGAGGAGUUUGAUUAGGACGUCAUCCAAUAAAAGAGAAGAAGUACCCACCUCCUCCGAUCACAUUCCAUCUGUCCAACAUGGCACGCCUUCUUUUGUGUACGUCCUCGCUGCCUUCUCAGCUCUGGGUGGGUUCCUGUUUGGCUAUGACACAGGGGUGGUGUCAGGAGCCAUGCUCCUGCUUAAAAAAGAGAUGAAGCUGAGCUCUCUAUGGCAGGAGCUGCUGGUCUCCAUCACUGUAGGUGCCGCGGCUCUGUCCGCUCUGGCUGGAGGGUAUCUUAACGGGCUCUUUGGCAGGAGAAUCUGCAUACUGCUUGCAAGCUUCAUUUUCUCUGUAGGCGGCAUCAUUCUGAGUGUUGCACCUACUAAAGAAGUUCUUCUGUUGGGAAGGCUUACGGUCGGCCUUGGGUUAGGUAUUGCGUCUAUGACUGUGCCUGUCUACAUCGCUGAGGUUUCUCCUUCUCAGCUCAGAGGUCAGCUGGUCACCAUUAACACUCUGUUUAUCACCGGGGGGCAGUUCAUAGCAAGUAUGGUGGAUGGGGCCUUCAGCUACCUGCCUCAUGACGGAUGGAGGUAUAUGUUGGGUUUGUCGGUGGUUCCUGCUGCACUGCAGUUCGUGGGGUUCCUCUUCCUCCCCGAGAGUCCACGCUGGCUCCUGCAGAAGGGUGAUGCCCAGAACGCCCGGCUUGUGCUCAGUCAGAUUCGUGGAGGUGUGAAUGUGGAUAAUGAGUUUGAGAGCAUGCGCAGCAGUAUUGAGAUGGAGAGAAGUGAUGCUGGAGGUGGUCCAGUGUUGUGGCGUAUCUUAAUGUAUGCUCCUGCACGGCGUGCUCUGAUCUUGGGCUGCGGCCUCCAGAUGUUCCAGCAGCUGUCAGGAAUCAACACCGUCAUGUACUACAGUGCGACCAUAAUACAGAUGUCUGGUGUUCAGAACGAUCAGAUGGCCAUUUGGCUGGCUGCUGCCACGGCCUUCACCAACUUCCUGUUUACUCUAGUUGGGGUCUGGCUGGUGGAGAAGGUGGGCCGCAGGAAGCUUACUCUAGGCAGUAUACUGGGUACAGCUGGAAGUCUGAUGGUGCUCGCUGCUGGUUUCCUGAUCACAGCUCAGGCCUCUCCACCUGUGACCUUUCACCCCAGUGACCCCUCCCUCCACAACUCCACCUGCACUACAUAUGGGUUCUGUGAACCAUGCAUGUUGGAUCCGAAUUGCGGUUUCUGUUACAGUAUGAACGGCACAGCUGUAGUGGAGUCCUCAUGCAUGCCUUUAGAUCCAGUAAACACUGAGACCGCUGCUGCGGGAAGGUGUUCCAAUGGCACACAGGAGAGCACAGGUGCAUUCUGGGCAUAUAACUACUGCCCAACAUCUUAUUCCUGGAUUGUUCUGCUGGGGCUCAUUCUCUAUUUGGCCUUCUUUGCCCCAGGUAUGGGUCCAAUGCCGUGGACAGUGAACUCGGAGAUCUAUCCACUGUGGGCUCGCAGUACAGGAAAUGCCUGCUCCGCUGGAGUCAACUGGACCUGUAACAUCCUUGUGUCUCUCACCUUCCUUCAUGUGGCCCAAUACCUCACUUACUACGGUGCGUUCUUCCUGUACACUGCUCUGGCUCUGCUGGGUUUUGUGUUCGUGUUGGGCUGUUUGCCUGAGACCAAGGGUCUGCGUCUGGAGGAGAUUGAGUCUUUGUUCGGAAGGAAACUCUGCCAUUGUGGCAUGGGUGGUUCAGACACACACUACAUCAGGCCUCGUUUGGAGUUGGGAGCGUUGCAAUAUGGGACAUUGGAACCAGAGGGCAGAAUUGCCUACAUUUCAGUGAGUAACAACAAAAAGAUUAUUUCUUUUUCACUACAAAUUAUCUUCAUUAAUCAGUAUUGUUUUAGAUUUUCAUAUUGUUUUAGAUUUUCAUAUUUAAAGGCACAGUUAUCACAAAAAUGUUAAUUCUAAAAAUGAAAAAACGUAAAAUUCAACCUGUAUGACUUUCAUCUGUGGAACAUAAAAGGAGAAAAUGUGACCGCUGCUUUAAUUCAUACAAUGAAAGUAAAUGGUGACUGCAGCUGUUAAACUCCAAAAAGUCAUUAUUCAUAAAAUAUGCCAUGGAAAAUAUGGUUAUUUUUGGUUCAAAUAUUCCAUAUUUAUAUAUUUAAAAAUGACAUACAUUUGAAUCACAUAAUAGAUUACAUAUUAAUACAAUUAUGCAAUCUAAUUUAUUUAUUGAUGUUAACAUAAUGUAAUGUGUUGCUUGUUGAAUGUUUUUCUGCUGCAGUUGCAGUAAUGAUGCCCUGUAUGUGGACAUGAAGAUUCAUUUAUUUGAGAGUAAUCCAUUUUCAAAUUCAAUAUUCAAAUUGUGACAUUUUAUCAUCAUUUCACAUUAUAAGGGAGAUUCUUUUGUGAUGCACAUUUUAAACUUUAAAAUGUCAUUUUUCUUACAAAUAUCAAAUGUAUCUUCUAACUUCUGUUGAAGAUGUUUUUGUUAAAUUAUUAACUCAAAGAAAAAUAAAAUCUUGUUUGUACAAAUUUGACAAUGGUUGAGGUAGUUAAGCCUACUUUAGGUAGUUUCAUUUUUGUAACUUUUAAGUUUUGGAGUGAAAUACAUUUGCUAAUCCUAAAAAGACUAUGAAGUUGAAAUCGCUGCUGAUACUGUAUAUUGUUUUCCAAACUGUGCAAUGAUGUAUUUGUAAACUCUUAUAUGAAUAAAUGCC
Xyrauchen texanus (razorback sucker) is the source of this 2805-nucleotide messenger RNA. RefSeq names its product solute carrier family 2 member 13b (gene slc2a13b). Gene Ontology annotation, molecular function: myo-inositol:proton symporter activity. The transcript is spliced from 12 exons. Gene Ontology annotation, biological process: transmembrane transport. Bases 83 to 2044 code for a protein of 653 amino acids. Gene Ontology annotation, cellular component: membrane. Lineage: Eukaryota; Metazoa; Chordata; Actinopteri; Cypriniformes; Catostomidae. The record is from RefSeq and is a predicted model, not a curated record.